AUGGACCCCUCGGGAGCACCUCCAUUUAUGGCAUCACGGCGGAUCAGCCAUCUAAAAGGAGCCAGGUCCGCGGUCUCUCAAAUGAACUGGCAGCAGCGGAUUUGGUGGGCAAUACGAACGCCUAUAAGGACGUUAAUAUGUAUAUCAAACGUGACUAUCUUCUUCAUCACAUACUUUGGCUUUAUGUUCCCCGUGAUGUGGGCAUCAAAAGUGUGGCCCCGUUUGUAUUGGUUCUGGGAGGGAAAGCUGUAUCGGUGGCUACAGGCUUUUCUCGGAUAUUGGGGCUAUACAGCUGGCUAUGAUGUCUACGAAUACGGCGACGAUCUUGCUCAGUGCAUCGGAGAGCGCGUCUUGCUAAUGUCGAACCAUCAGAGCACUGCCGACGUGCCAACACUAAUGGCCUGCCUUCAGCAUAAGGGCGUCGCCAGUCGAAAGACCCUGUGGCUGAUGGACAUGAUGUUCCGGUGGACCCCGUUCGGCAUCAUCGGAAAUAUACACGGCGACUAUUUCAUUCAGCAGGGAAAAGCUGGCCGAGACAAGGAGUUGGUUCGGCUGAAGGACCAUUUGAAAAACGUCUUUUGGGAGAGGGAUCGUCGUUGGGUAAUCCUGUUCCCGGAGGGCGGCUUUUACUUCAAGCGUAUCGAGAGCAGCCAGGCAUACGGACAGAAAAAUGGAUUCCCGCACACCGAGUACACGACGCUGCCCAGGAUGGGCGCCAUCAAGGCAAUUCUCGAAGAGGUCGGACCGCGUGAGGAGGACGGCGAUGAAUCAAAGCGUCCUCGCACGUACAGUAAGCUAAAGCUGAUCAAGGACACCGUCGGGGCGAUCCGCGAGAAGAAAUAUGUGAAAGACACCCGGCCGCCAAUCAAGUACAUCCUCGAUGUGACGAUCGCGUAUCCGCAUGGAAUUCCCCUGACGCUGGCCACGAUAGCCAUGGGUACACGUGAAAAGUGCGAUAUUGGCGUCCACUACCGAGUAUACGAUGCCGAAGAGGUGCCAUUCGAGGAUGACGACGCGCUGCGGGAUUGGAUGUACGCGCGCUACAAGGAGAAGGACGAUAUGCUCGGCCGCUACUACGAGACUGGCGAGUUUUUCCACGGGGAAACCGGGCAGCGCGUCGUCUUCUCCUGGUCCAAGAUUAUUCUCCAGUACAUCUUUUGCCCGAGU
Messenger RNA from Mesorhabditis spiculigera, 1167 nucleotides. The record is from the annotation of a GenBank genome assembly. Lineage: Eukaryota; Metazoa; Nematoda; Chromadorea; Rhabditida; Rhabditidae.